Molecule: messenger RNA, 1755 nt
Organism: Penicillium daleae
Lineage: Eukaryota; Fungi; Ascomycota; Eurotiomycetes; Eurotiales; Aspergillaceae
Product: flavin-containing monooxygenase
Exons: 8
Coding region: 1-1755 (584 amino acids)
Molecular function (GO): NADP binding; flavin adenine dinucleotide binding; N,N-dimethylaniline monooxygenase activity
Source: RefSeq, a predicted model, not a curated record
AUGAAGCGACUGUCGCGGGUUUUCAGUGGUAGCCCCAAGCCCGUUGCGUCAGAAAAGGAAGCCCAAGCUCCCCAACAAGCCGUCAAAACCGUCAUUGAACAGCGGUCUGUUGAUGAAGGCCGACCCUUGAGAGUUGUUGUCAUUGGCGCUGGUAUUUCGGGCAUUCUCGCUUGCAUUCGAUUUGUCCAGAGAAUUCCAAAUCUGGAUCUGUGCAUCUACGACAAGAACGCGGAUAUUGGAGGAACCUGGGUUGAAAAUCGGUAUCCAGGCUGUGCAUGUGAUAUUCCCGCGCAUACCUAUCAGGCCACAUUCGAGCCCAAUAAAGAAUGGUCAUCAUUCUAUGCCACUUCACCGGAAAUUCACCAAUACUGGAAGCGGGUCGUUGAAAAGUAUGGAUGUAUGAAACACAUCAAGCUGAAGCAGCAGGUUGAAGGGGUAACUUGGGAUGAGAAGAGCUCGAAGUGGAAUGUUCAAAUCCAAGACCUAGACAGCGGCUCAACAUAUAACGACCGGGCUGAUGUUCUUAUCCAAGCAACCGGUGCUCUCAAUAACUGGAAAUGGCCAAAUAUCCCUGGCCUUCAUGACUUCAAAGGCAAGCUCCUGCACAGCGCCUCAUGGGAUGAGGGAUAUGACUAUUCGAAUAAACGAGUGGCCGUAAUUGGAAACGGUUCCAGCGGCAUUCAAAUUGUUCCUGGAAUGCUGCCGAAGGUGGCACAUAUCGAUCAUUAUAUCCGCAGUCGGACGUGGGUAUCCCCGACAUUUGCUCGAGAGCAGAUUGAUAAACGUGCUAAGGGACUGGAAAACUAUACCUUCACCCCAGAAGAGAUCGAGACCUUCAAGAACGAUCAUCAAGCGUACCAGAAUUUCCGGAAAGAGGUCGAGCUCGAGCUGCAGUCUAUCCAUGGGGCCACGCUGACAGGUCACCCCAUGCAACUGGGAGCCCAUGACGCGUUUGUCGCAAACAUGAAGCGGCGCUUAGCCAACAAGCCUGAUCUAGCGGAUGACCUUAUCCCAGCAUUCCCACCAGCUUGUAGACGCUUGACACCAGGCCCUGGUUAUCUCGAGGCUUUGACGGAUGAGAAGGUGAAUAUCAUCAAGUCGGAUAUUGUCAGGGUGGACGCGACAGGCAUCCUCACAGCAGAUGGUCAGCACCGAGAGGUCGAUGCGAUAGUCUGUGCUACCGGAUUUGAUACAACCCACACUCCACGGUUCCCUAUCAAGGGUCGAGGCGGACUCACUCUCGCAGAACGAUGGAAAAGGACUCCCGAGACCUACAUCUCGGUCGCGACCGACGGGUUUCCCAAUUACUUCAUUUCCCUGGGGCCGAACGCCGGAUUGGGAGAGGGCAACUUACUCAUCUUGAUAGAGAAGGAGAUAGACUACUUCACAGAAUGUGUGAAGAAGAUGCAACGUGACAACAUCCGCGCUCUGUCUGUGAAAGCCGACGCGGUCCGGCGGUUUACGAAGUACUGCGAUGAAUACUUCGCAGGCACCGUCUUCAGCAGCAAGUGUCGCAGUUGGUACAAGGGUGGUACUGAAGAUGGGCGCAUUAUUGCACUAUGGCCUGGGUCCUCCCUUCAUGCGAUGAAGGUAUUCGCGAAUCCCCGCUGGGAAGACUUCGACUAUGAGUAUGUCAAUGACAAUGCGACCGGGUGGUUUGGAGAUGGUUGGACUGAGAAUGAGAAAAAUGACGCGAUCAAUGUUAACUAUCUGGACGAUGAUCAGAUUGAUUUCCCCCAGCCUGUGCAAGUAUAG